Molecule: messenger RNA, 1377 nt
Organism: Prunus armeniaca (apricot)
Lineage: Eukaryota; Viridiplantae; Streptophyta; Magnoliopsida; Rosales; Rosaceae
Source: the annotation of a GenBank genome assembly
AUGGCGUCGUCUUCAUCAAUCAAGGUUGAAGGUCUCUUGGGUAUGGUUACCAUUCGUCUUGGUGAUGAAAACUUUCUUAAGUGGAGUUUUCAAAUUGAAUCUCUGCUCCAAGGCUAUGAUCUCUUUGGCCAUUUUGAUGGCUUGCUUGUUCCUCCCCCCAAAUUUGCGAUUCUUGAUGAAAUUGGCGUUACUUCAGAGGCAUUAGAAUAUGUCAUUGGCAGCAAGACCACUCGUAAGGCAUGGCUUCAACUUUCUGACUGCUAUGCUACUGUAUCACGAGCUCGGAUUAAUCAUCUCAAAAUUGAGCUGCAGACUGCUCAGAAAGGUGCCGACUCCAUUGAGCGGUUUCUUCUUCUGCUUAAACACAUUCGUGAUAAGUUGGCUUCUGCUGGGGUGCCAAUUUCAUAUGAUGAUUUUAUGAUCACCGUAUUAAAUGGGUUGCCUUCGGAGUAUGACAUUAUCAAGACACAUCCUGGUUCUUCUUCUACUGGUAUGGGUUUACUUCCCACUCCGUUUGUUGCCUAUAUGGGUUCUCAUGAUGCUUCUGGUUUUCAUAAUAGAGUCUCUGGUUCUCAAUCUUUCUCUGGCAAUGGUCGUGGUUUUUCUUCUGGUAAUGGUAAAGGUUUUGCCUAUGGACAUGGUCGGUUUUCACAAACUCAGUACCUAAGUUCCAAUUUUCAUGGCGGGUUUUCUGGUGCUCAAGCAAGAUUUGGGGACUCUUCUUCUAAAUUUUCUGUUGUUCCAGAAUGCCAGAUUUGUGGCAAACGUGGCCAUACUGCCGUGAAUUGUUAUCAUCCUCAUGGUGAUGACAGUUCUAAGAUUUCUGGGUCAAUUAUUGCUUACCAAAUUGGUGCUUUGGAUUGCUUUCAUCGCUCAAAUUAUGUCUAUCAAGGUCAAGCUCCUCCAUCCACUAUCUCUGCUAUGGCAGCUCACAGUUCUUAUAUGCCUACACAUGCUUAUGCUCCAAUGACAACUCCUUCGAGACAAGAGACGGCAUAUCAUGUUUGGAUUGCAGAUAGUGGAGCUUCCCAUCAUAUGGUUGCUGAUGUCUCUACUCUACAUGAUGUUACCUCCUGUGAUUCCACUGAUCAAGUGACCGUGGGGAAUGGUGAAGGUCUGAAUAUAACAAAUAUUGGCACUACUGCUUUGUCUUGUGCUUCUAUUUCUCUUAAAAUGCCUUCUGUUUUUCAUGUUCCCAAGCUCUCUGCAAAUCUUUUAUCUGUGAACCAGUUAUGCAAAGAUAAUCAUUGUAUCAUAAGCUUUGAUUCUGCUGGUUUCUGUAUACAGGACAAGACAACAAAGGCAAUUCUUAUAAAGGGCUCUAGCCAUAAUGGCUUAUAUCCCAUUCCUUGUAAAGUUCCAUCUGCCCGGUUCUAG